AUGGCUUCCGAAGAUCCAUUUGUGAACGGCUUAGAGAAGCCUGACCCGGCGAGUGCUAUGAGCAAUCCGGGGUCAAUCGUUGCCAGAGAUCAAGAAGAUUCCGAUCGUAAAGCUGAGAAAUUUGCACUUGGUCGGCGAGGUCAACUGGUGUUUUUCACCUUGGCUGUCCUCACUCUAAUGGCCGCUCUGGACGGAACUUCGCUUUCUGUUGCUUUACCAACCAUUGCCAAGGCCUUGAAUGGCACAGCUAUUGAAGCCUUUUGGAGUGGAACGUCAUUCCUUCUGUCUUCAACAGUUUUCCAACCAAGCUUCGCAUCCUUAUCAAAUAUCUUCGGUCGUCGCCCAAUGGUCCUGGUCGCCAUUCUAUUCUUCUGUGUCGGCGCCAUUAUCGCUGCGGUCGGCAACAACUUCACCUACAUGUUGGUUGGGCGAACUAUUCAAGGUAUCGGAGGUGGUGGUAUCAUUGCCCUGAGUGAGAUUAUUGUCACGGAUCUUAUUCCAUUGAGAUAUCGGGGUCAAUACUUUGGUAUCCUGAGUGCUAUGUGGAGUCUUGGUUCUGUGACAGGGCCAAUUCUUGGUGGGGGUUUCGCAGAAAAUGUGACUUGGCGAUGGAUCUUCUACAUCAACUUCCCCUUCAUUGGGUUUGGUGUCGUUUUCGUGGUUCUUUUCUUGAGGCUCAGCAUUCUCCCAAGCUCACUGGUCGAGAAACUCCGUCGCAUUGACUACGUUGGAACCGUCUUGUUCGUUGGCAGCAUGUCAUCAUUCUUAAUUCCCCUUACCUGGGGCGGAGUAUCGUACCCUUGGGAUUCAUGGCAUACACUGGUACCAUUGAUUAUCGGUGCAGCUGGAUUAUUCGUCUUCGCCUUCUACGAAUAUCGCUUUGCCGCCGAUCCUAUCAUCCCUCCAAAGGUCUUCCGCAAUCGUACCGCAACAGUGUCUUUCAUUGGAAGCGUCUUGCAGGGAUUGAUACUGUGGUGCACACUGUACUAUCUUCCACUUUACUAUGAGGCUGUGAAGGAGUAUAGCCCAAUCAUCUCUGGAAUUGCCCUUUUCCCAGAGACCUUCACAGUUGCGCCAAGUGGCAUGGCAGCAGGCAUUCUCAUCACCAUUACAGGCCACUAUCGUUGGGCAAUCUGGCUUGGCUGGGUAGUAUCUACCAUCGGUCUGGGAUUGAUGUGCAUUAUAAAAUCUUCGACCAGCAUUCCAGGCUGGAUCCUGCUUAAUGUUGUUCCAGGCAUCGGACUCGGCCUGCUCUUCCCUUCGCUGGGCUAUGCGGUACAGGCAUCAGCAACUUCGGAAAACUUGGCGAUUGCGGUCGCCAUGUUCAGCUUCUUCCGCGCUCUGGGUCAGGCAGUCGGUGUGGCUGUUGGUGGUGUUGUCUUCCAGAACCAGAUGCGCAAUAAUUUGUUGAAAUAUCCUGCGCUUGCACCCAUGGCCGAUUCUUACAGUCAAGAUGCCGCUGGGCUGGUUCAGAUUAUCAAGGGGAUGGCAGACGGUGUGAACAAAUCCGAUCUCAAAGAUGCGUACACGGAUAGUUUACGCAUUGUGUGGGCAGUUUGCUGUGCGAUUUCGGGUGUUGCUCUUUUACUCAGUCUCCUGACCGAGUCUUAUGAUAUUGACCAGACCUUGGAAACAAACCAGGGUCUCCGGGAUCCGGAUGAGAAUAAUGAACCUACCGAGAAGGAUCUGGAGGCCUCUGCCGGCAACGCUGUCCAGAAGACAACACCUUGGGCCUAUUGA
Penicillium subrubescens is the source of this 1740-nucleotide messenger RNA. RefSeq lists its product as uncharacterized. The record is from RefSeq and is a predicted model, not a curated record. Bases 1 to 1740 code for a protein of 579 amino acids. Lineage: Eukaryota; Fungi; Ascomycota; Eurotiomycetes; Eurotiales; Aspergillaceae. The transcript is spliced from 4 exons. Gene Ontology annotation, biological process: transmembrane transport. Gene Ontology annotation, molecular function: transmembrane transporter activity.